Messenger RNA from Chlamydomonas reinhardtii, 3364 nucleotides. RefSeq lists its product as uncharacterized. The record is from RefSeq and is a predicted model, not a curated record. Lineage: Eukaryota; Viridiplantae; Chlorophyta; Chlorophyceae; Chlamydomonadales; Chlamydomonadaceae. The transcript is spliced from 3 exons. Bases 774 to 2012 code for a protein of 412 amino acids.
GAAGUCCAGCUAAGCUUGGGGCAGAAGAGAACGGGACUCGCAGAGGGCACAUGUAAGGAAUGCGAAGGUGAGCGAGGCGUGGCCCUCGUCGCCAAAAGCAGGCGCCUGAGCCUCUAAGUGAAUAAGAUACAGCCUAGCUAGCACGCCCGUGCGAACUGUACUGGUCACACCGGCUCGAGCGCUGGCCUUCUCGCCCCCUGCUCUGCGACUGGUAUGACUCGCUGCCCGUUCAACGGGCCCAUGCAUCGAUCCCGCCGACCAGGCUGCGUACAUAAAUGUCUUCUGUAAUCUAUUGUACAUCACCAGCAAACACUAGCGCGACAAUCGUGUUUCUAAAAGACCCGCAAAGUCCCGGGCCUCUGUAAGUUGCCUGAACACAAACUGUAGCACAUCAUCAGCCACAAACAAUAGCGCGACCAUCGUGUAUUUGUAAGGCCCACAAAGUCCACAAAGACCCAAACAAAGCGAGCUUGCACGGUGCUCUCUCUCUAGUCUCUGCAGCCUCGUGAGUACUUUCAUGAGCCAUAGCCUUGUAUAAGUGCAAUAGCACAAGCAGCUGGGGCAGUCCAACAGCAUUUUGCCGGCGUCUGGUGCGCUGAGCAAGCGAGCUUCGCGAAGCCUGCUCGCAACGCCCGGACCCCCGUUACGGGACUCCAGACCUAAGCCGAUCUUCUUCUAAACUCCCGCGAACUUAUAUUGUAAUGGAGAGCUUUGCGUCGGCUCCUGUGACGGUGCCGUCGGCCAUGGCGUCUCUGAGCCUGGACCUCCCAGUAAUGAAUUGGGACUCGUGCCCAGCCUCACCCUCCACGCCCCCCGCCGCUUCACCCGCCGGCUGCCUUAUGGGCGCUUGCACCGCGGCGGCUGGUGGCGCCGGCGGCAGCAUUCGGGCGCGCAGCAGCUCCGCCGGCGGCUCCACUUCUUGCAGCGCUGCCGCCAGCGGAGCGCUGGCACCCCAGAAGAAAACUAAGAAGCGCGUCCGCACCGUGCCGCCCUGCAAAGGAUGCGGCUCGCAGCUUAAGCACGCGCAGUACUUUGUGCACCUCAAGGACAUCCAGCUUCGCGGCACCUGCCGCGGCAAGGCCGCUACCGUUGCUGACGAGCCGGGGGCGCCGCCGGCUGCCGGCAACACCAGCAGCGGCACCAGCAGCGGCAGCCGCAGCCGGCAAAGCGAGUGCGGCACCGCGGCCACUCGCCCCGCCACGAAGCAGGACAGGCCGCCGGUCCACAAGUCCGCCACCUUCACGGCCGCCAAGCGGCCGACCGCGCCCCCAGCAGCGUUCGCGCAGCCCGCCCUGCUGCCGCUGCCGCUGAAGGACACACCGAUGUUUGCCUCCGCCGCUGCCACUUCCACCGCCACCGUUGCGCCCGCUGCUAUGGCGGUGUCCGCCGUGCUCCCACCGCCGCAGCUGCCGCAGCUGCAGCGGCCCUUCGCGUGGCAGGCGCCGCAGCCACAGCCCUUCGUGUGGCGGCAGCAGCAGCAGCAGCAGCAGCAGCCGCAGGCACUCCUGGCGCCGCAGCCCCGGCCUGUGUGUGUGGCAUCCGCCGCCGAUGAUGACGAGGACAAAGAUCUGGACAGCUUUCUUGCGGCGGUGUUCGCCAACGAGCUCGCGGCGGGGCCUUUUGACGACACCGCGUGCCCCGCCUCCGCUAACGCCGCCGCAGACGGCGGCGGCUCCUUCGCGCCCCUUCUCCUCCCACACGCGGCGUCCCCGGCGCUGCCGGACGCGGCCGCGAACGGCCUGCCUCUGGCGUGGCUGCCAGCAGAGGGGAAUGUGGAGGAGGAGGUGUUCCAGAGUGGUGGGUUUGCGAUGGAGGUGGAGGUGCUGGAGCUGGCGGCGGAGCUGGCGGCGGCCGUGCCCUGUUCGCCCGGAAGCACCAGCGGCUGCAGCAGCGGCGGCUGCAGCAGCGGCGGCAGCAGCGGCGGCAGCAGCGGCUGUAGCAGCGGCUGCAGCACCAACAGCGGCGGCGCCGCCUGUCCCGAUGGCGCCUGGGCUUACGGCUACUGCUGCUGAUGGCGGGAAGAGCAUAUUGGUUGUAAUGAUGGACUGGUGGACUGGGGAUCGGUUUUGAUGAUGGACUGGUGGACUGGGGACUGUCCCCUCCAGCAGCGCUACUGCCAUACCGUAGGUGGAGAUGGAAUGUGGCGGCGCCGUGCGCUGAAUGCCCUGGUGGCGCCGGCAAGGCCUCAUCGCCGCCAGCUAGCGCUAGCAAGAGCAUCAUCUCACCUCUUGAGUUAGAUUCAAAUAAGCUCGAUUUGGGAGCAUUUCAACGCAUGCUAGACCAGGUCACAGGCAGAUUGGCACGGCUAGCCUGCUGCCACAAAGCAAACAGAAAAGGCAUCAGUGCUGGGCCGGCGCCUUGCACGCAAGGCGCUCCCAUACAUAAUAUUCAUCAUGGUGAUAUCGCCAGCAUUGAUAAAUGUCUACAACCUAAGUGACGGGAACUCGCAAAGUGUUUUGUGUGUGUGUGUGGGCAUGUAUGGUGCGGCGGAGCGCGUGCAGCCGCAGAAGGAUAGCUAGGGUCGUGAUCAAAAGGACGCGGGCUAGAUUAUGUAACGCAGGUUUCCGCUCGGAGGCUGACUCGAAUGCAGUUUGCUUACUCAGCUCAGAAUAAUGUAUGUCUCUUUGUUUGGGCGUGAGCACGGUGCUGCCGAGAGACGACGUAUGCGCGCAUGCCGCAGGCCCGGCUUAAGAAGUAUAAUGACCUGAAGAGUAAUUCCGCAAGAGCUACUGUGGGUGUGUGCGUAGCAGGGUAGGUUCUGUGCUUUUACAUACCGUAUGGUGCGUGAGCAAGGCGUUUCGCCACGUGCAAUCACGUGGAAACAUGUGUGUUGGGGUUGCGCCGUGGGGUUGCGCUGACAGUGUACGAACAAUCGGUGAUGCCUCUUGAUAGGGCUUGGCGCGUGUGAUGGCUCGCAGCCGGUGGCGUGGCGUCGUGAGCAGCUUGCAGUGUGUGAACAGAGUGUGUUGGAUACAUACCAAGUCACGAUACCAAGUACAUACCAAACAUUUACCCCGUGAUUCGAGACGUGUGUGAGCUCCGCUGCUUUCAGCGCCGCCCCUGUAUCAGUUGUGUGACCGUAGCCCUGCUUGGGUCCUAGUUCUGAGUUGACGUUGAUGCGAACUAUGGCACGCGGUAGAUAGCGUUUGCAUGCUGCUGUCGCUGGGGUUCUAUCCGUGCGAGAAGGCGUGCUUGUGCCGUUGGGGCUUAUGGUAGAUAGCAGACAACACCAUUAUCAGAACAUGGGCCUCGUGGACUGGCAAGUAACAUUGACAUGCGCAAGCCUCGCUAGCUUGCGCGGUGCCCGCCUGCAACUGGCACAGGCACACAUGGACUGGGACACAUGCUGUAACAUGCACGCUCC